Pseudomassariella vexata is the source of this 510-nucleotide messenger RNA. RefSeq lists its product as uncharacterized. Lineage: Eukaryota; Fungi; Ascomycota; Sordariomycetes; Amphisphaeriales; Pseudomassariaceae. The coding region runs from base 100 to 510 and encodes 136 amino acids. The record is from RefSeq and is a predicted model, not a curated record. The transcript is spliced from 2 exons.
CUUUCUUCAUCCUUAAGACUGCACAUGAAGGUUGCUACCACCAACUGAACAACCUUAUAGGACUCUGUAUUGAUAUUUCAAAUUUACAUUUUGAGCAAGAUGCAUCUUACCACCAUCCUCAUAUUAUCCCUCGCCAUUCUCGGCAUUCUCGGCGCAAAUGCCCGCAACCGAAUAAUUCCCAACCCGAACACAGCACUACCGACCAAGGUGGAACGAUAUCCCAUCUGCCUCGAGGACUACGAUACACACUGCUGCAUGACGGCCGAACCAAUCUCCAACGGCUGCAAACGCGGCAAGUGUACCAACAAGCCCGGCUGGACGUAUGCCUCUGGACUGGGCAAGGUCGAGUCAAUCAAGUACUGCCUCACAGAAGUCGGAGGAAAUGACAGCUCAUUCUGCAAGAAGCCUGGGUACAAGAACGUCGGGUCCAUUAUCCGCUGGACGGGCCAAUCCUUCGACCCCAUGCUUAGAUCGCCGAAUUACCGUCGGUAUUUGAGGCCGGGUAUGUGA